Paramecium tetraurelia is the source of this 1275-nucleotide messenger RNA. RefSeq lists its product as uncharacterized. The transcript has 4 exons. Lineage: Eukaryota; Ciliophora; Oligohymenophorea; Peniculida; Parameciidae. Gene Ontology annotation, biological process: transmembrane transport. The record is from RefSeq and is a predicted model, not a curated record. Gene Ontology annotation, molecular function: transmembrane transporter activity.
AUGAAACCAUAAACCAAAUGGGUCAUUCUCUUUCUAACAAGCUUGUCUUAAUUCUCAUUCCGAGCCUUCGUGGAUUACCCAUCACUAUUGGCUACUGAGAUCAAGGAUCAUUUCCUCGUGAAUCAAUUUCAAAUAAACCUAUUGUUUUCAUUCAGAUCCUUUCCCAAUAUUGUUAUGCCCUUUGUUGGAGGAAUGUUGCUGGAUAGAUACGGAACAAGAAGAGGACUCUUUGGAUUUAUGCUGUUCAUCAUUUUUGGCACAUUUCUUUGCUACUUGUCAAUUAUUUUGAAUUGCUUCACACUGAUGCUCAUAGGAAGAUUCUUUAUGGGAUUAUUUUUGGAAAGUUGCUAUGUGGGAAUUUACAAAAUUUUAGCCAAGUGGUUUAAAGAGGCCUCAUUUGCCUAUAGCGUUGACACCGCAUUCAUUUGUGGCGGUACCAUUGCAUCUACAAUUCUGCUACCCUACCUAGUCAACAAUUAUAGCCUGGAUACGGCUAUAUUAUCGUGUCUUUUGCUCUCUAUGUUUUCAUUUAUCGGUCUGAAUACUGUUACAGCUAUUGAUAAGAUGUAUUAAGUCGAAGCCAAACAAGAGAGCAUGCCUCACUUUUCAUUCUCCUUAUUAACCUAAUUCAAUGUUGACUUUUACAUCAUUGCAUUGAGUUCCAUCUUCUGCUAUACAAGCUAUUACAUAUACUCCUACAAUAAUGCAGAAAUGUUUAAGACUAUGUAUCAUUUAUCAUCUUACUCUGCAGCCACACUCUAUGGACUGCCUUGUUACAUGGCUAUUUUCAUAGCUCCAUAUUUAGGUCAUUUGGUUGACAAACAUGGGUAUAGAAUGCAAGGAUUAUAAAUAACAAGCCUUAUUCAAAUGAGUGUGUUUUCAUUGGUGUAUCUCAUGCCAAAUUGUGAGACCACUUGUUUGGUAAUUCCUGCCAUCAGCUAAUUAUUGAAUGGAAUAUUUUUUGCUGCCUAUGUUGUAACCUUAUGGCCUUGCAUUCAAAUGGUGGUGUCUCCUUAAUUGUCUGGAACUGCCUUUGGCUUUGUCUAUUCGAGUAUUAGUGUGGGAAUUUCCUUUGCGUCCAUUUUUAUUGGCAAAGUAGUCUAAGAGGAAACCUAAGCCUCUUACUCUAAUAUGUUGGGAAUUCUACUCCUGAUUUCAUUCUUAGGAGCCUCAAUGAAUUAUCUGCUCUUCUACAGAGACUCAAAAUAUUUCAACAACAAAAAAUAUGUAAUAUCACAAAAUAGCACAGAAUUGGAAUUGAAAAUGCUUGAUUGA